Messenger RNA from Micromonas commoda, 980 nucleotides. RefSeq lists its product with no specific name. The transcript is spliced from 2 exons. The record is from RefSeq and is a predicted model, not a curated record. Lineage: Eukaryota; Viridiplantae; Chlorophyta; Mamiellophyceae; Mamiellales; Mamiellaceae. The annotation marks the transcript as partial.
AUGUUCGGCGGCGGAGGAGCCGCGUCGCCCUUCGGCGGCGGCGGCACGCCCGCGUUCGGCGCCCAGCCGCAGAGCUCGGUGAGUCCACUCCCCGCCACCUCGCCGUGCCGCGAUCUCCCCACGCCCCGCACCGUUAAUCACGCGACGAGCGCAUCCCUCAGAUCCGCGCCUGACCUCUCCGGCGUCCUCCCCUCGAUCGCAUCGCAGCCCUUCGGAGCGCAGCCCGCGGCGGGCGGAUUCGGCGCGCAGCCCGCGGCGGGCGGAUUCGGCGCGCCCGCGGGAGGCGGCGCGUUCGGCGCGCCCGCGGCGACGUCCCCGGGCGGAGGAUUCGGCGCCCCAGCCAGCGGAGGAUUCGGCGCCCCGUCGUCCGGCGGCUUCGGCGCCCCAGCCGCGACGCCCACGAGCGGAGGAUUCGGCGCCCCGUCGUCCGGCGGAUUCGGCGCCCCAGCCAGCGGAGGGUUCGGCCAGCCGUCCCCGUCCCAGGGCGCGUUCGGCCAGCCGAGCCCAUCCGCGGGGGGUGGCGCGUUUGGGCAACAAGCCGGCGGGGGGGGCGGCUUUGCGCGAUCGCCGACGACGAGCGCGUUCGGGGCUCCGUCGACGCCAACCGCGGGAGGCGCGUUCGGCGCGCCCACCGCGGGUGGCGCGUUCGGCGCGCCCACCGCGGGAGGCGCGUUCGGCGCGCCCUCGUCCGGCGGCAGCGGCGCGUUCGGCGCGCCCGCGGGCGGGGGUGGCGCGUUUGGUCAGCCCGCGGCGGGAACGGGCGCGAGCCCGUUUGGGGCGCCGUCGCAGUCGGGCGGGUUUGGCGCGCCCGCGGCGGGAACGGGCGCGUUCGGUGCGGCGUCUCCCGGCGGAGGCGGCGCGUUCGGCGGGCCCGCGAGCGGCGGCAGCGGCGCAUUCGGCGCGCCCGCGGGCGGGGGUGGCGCAUUCGGUCAGCCCGCCGCCGGCGGGGCUUUCGGAGCUCCCGCGCAAUCGUCUCCCGG